AUGAAGUACUACGAACUAGCAGGUCCAGUUGGGAAUUUGGCUGCCGGAAAAACGGCCAUCCAAUCCUCAUUUUACCGCCCUGGCAGAGCCUUCGGACCAGAAUAUGCUGUCGACUCGCGUCGGUACCCAUUCCAAAAUGAACUUGACCCUGGUCUAAAGUCGUGCUCUCACACUGCUUACCUUGGUGAGGAUGAUGAAGAUCACUCCCCGUUCUGGCAGGUUGACCUUGGAUCACGACAUCUGGUAGUGUCUGUCUCUUUCCUUAGCAGGAUCGAUUGUUGUGGUGAACGCAACCAGCGCCUGAACAUCACCGUAGCAGAAACAGCCAAUGGACCGCGAGCUUUGUGUAUGUAUUACCCAGGACCUGCCUUCGUCGGAGAGAUGAAAACAUUUUUCUGUGAGAAACCAUUAUUUGGUCAGUUUGUCAGAAUCUCACGAGACGAGAUUGUUCUGAAUUCAUGUGAGAUCGAGGUGUACGGUUACCCACUGAACUAA
Molecule: messenger RNA, 495 nt
Organism: Mizuhopecten yessoensis (Yesso scallop)
Lineage: Eukaryota; Metazoa; Mollusca; Bivalvia; Pectinida; Pectinidae
Product: fucolectin-5-like
Exons: 3
Coding region: 1-495 (164 amino acids)
Source: RefSeq, a predicted model, not a curated record